Messenger RNA from Periophthalmus magnuspinnatus, 1795 nucleotides. RefSeq names its product transcription factor JunD. Bases 349 to 1140 code for a protein of 263 amino acids. The transcript has 2 exons. Gene Ontology annotation, biological process: regulation of cell population proliferation; regulation of cell cycle; regulation of transcription by RNA polymerase II. Gene Ontology annotation, cellular component: transcription regulator complex. The record is from RefSeq and is a predicted model, not a curated record. NCBI's taxonomy places the organism in Eukaryota, Metazoa, Chordata, Actinopteri, Gobiiformes, Gobiidae. Gene Ontology annotation, molecular function: RNA polymerase II cis-regulatory region sequence-specific DNA binding; DNA-binding transcription factor activity, RNA polymerase II-specific; transcription factor binding.
CCCUGCUCUGUUUUUUUCCUCUUUAUUCGAGUGAACGUCUGCUGCACGUCACGUCUGUCCAAUGCGCGCGCUCGCCUGUGACAUAAUGGAACGUGCGCGGUUAGAAAAGCAGAAGGAGCCGGAGCGAGCGCACUCUCCCUGAGACUGUGACAGAGGAGGAGCAGAGGAGGAGCAGAGGAGGAGCAGAGAGGACACAGCAGAUAGAGGAGCACUGUCCCUCAGUCUGACAGAGGAGGACACAGAGGAGGACACAGAGGAGGACACAGAGGAGGACGCGGGAGAUCCGGGGAGGAGCAGAUCAGUUUCGGACACACGGGGAUGGGCCGCGCGCUGCGCUGAAGCAGAGACAUGAUGAAGAAGGACAUCACCCUGAGUCUGGCGGAGGACGAGGAGCUGAAGCCUCUGCGCGAGGCCGACAGUCUGCUCAGCUCCCCGGACCUGGGGCUCCUCAAACUGGCCUCUCCGGAGCUGGAGCGCCUCAUCAUCCAGUCCAACGGGAUGGUCACCACGACGCCCACCGCGCCGCAGUUCGUUUAUCCAAAGACGGUCACGGACGAGCAGGAGUUCGCGGAGGGCUUCGUGAAGGCUCUGGAGGACCUCCAUAAACAGAACCAGCUGAGCGGGCCGUCCCAGAGCGCCGGGGGUCUGGAGCUGGGGGUCAACCUCGCCCCGGUGACGGUGCAGCCGGAGCUGCCCGUUUACACCAACCUGAACACGUACGGAGCAGGCGCGGGCCCGCUGGGCACCUCCGUCAACUACACCACCGACACCGUGCCCUUCCCGCCCCCGCCCCCGCAUCACCUGGGCCCCCCGCUGAAGGAGGAGCCGCAGACCGUCCCGGACGUGCAGAGCUUCGGGGACAGUCCCCCUCUGUCCCCCAUCGACAUGGACUCACAGGAGCGCAUCAAGGCCGAGAGGAAGAGACUGCGCAACCGCAUCGCCGCCUCCAAGUGCCGCCGCCGCAAACUGGAGCGCAUCUCCAGACUCGAGGACAAAGUGAAGAGCCUCAAGACCCAGAACACGGACCUGGCGUCCACCGCGUCUGUGCUGCGGGACCAGGUGGAGCAGCUCAAACAGAAGGUCCUCACGCACGUCAACAGCGGCUGUGAGCUGCUGCCGCACGAGGUGCAGGUGCACUGAGACUGAGACUGGACCAGGACCGGGUCUGGACCAGGACCGGGACCAGAUCUGACCCGGAGGACUCUCUGCAUGGAGCCCAGGGCCCUUAAAGGACUUUUCUGCUUUGGGACUUUUCAGAAUCCAGAGUUUACGCAUGACGUCACUGUAUUCACCUCUGACCUCUGGACCAGACCACGUGACCCCAUGGAAGUAUCAUUACAGCUCCAUGAGUGACCCCUGGAGUGACCCCUGGAGUGUCAGUGAGCUAUGCCCGGGGCAGAGCUCAGGCCCGGGGAGGGUCCGUGCUGACCCAGGUCUAAAAACAAACUGUUACUUUGUUUAUUUGUUUCUUUGUUUAUUUGUUUACUCGUUUGUGGUGAUGUUUACAGACGCUGCAGUUUAACAGGCUCCUGUGGGACAGGCCUGGCCUCUGUGUGUCUUUGUUCUAAACUCUGUGUGGCCUGCAUGCUGCUCACAAACUGAAGAUGGCGCUGUUCUGCCGUGACAUAGGCUGUCUGUAGAGGCUGUGGUCAGUGCUGUGGUCAGUGCUGUGGUCAGUGCUGUGGUCAGUGCUGUGGUCAGUGCUGUGGUCAGUGGGCGGUGGACUGUGUUGCACUGAUAAUUCUGUCUCUGGACUCAAAGAUCCGCUGUCAAAAUAAACGCUGCUCUACAUGAA